UUAAGAAGCAAUCUACCAAAAAAUAGUAAAAUUGAUAAUGCUAUCGCGUAUAUUGGCAAUACUUCGAUCCACUGAGUGCGCAAAAUGUAUUGGAUGGUUGAAGUUUAUCAGCAGCAUAGUCAUUACGUUUUUUUUAGUGCUUGUCUUAAUAUUUUUCUCAUCAAUAGCGGAAACCAUUAAAAAGAACAUAAACUCUUCCUCAAAUACAAAGUUUUAUAUGCUUCUUGCGUUAUUUAUGAUCUUUCUCAUCGCUUAUGCUGCAUGCUCAUUUGUGUUAAUCAUUGGAACGAUUAAUCAUGAUCGACUUAAAGUUUCAAUCUUUGUAGUUGCCGACGUGAUUUUCACUGUUGUAUUGAUUUAUGGAUUUAUAAAGCUAUUUCCGAGUACAUUUUUCAUAAUUCUGCUACUUCUACAGCUCAUAUCUCUUUAUUCAGUCAUUGAGCUGCUACGGUCAUUAUUCCAAGAAUACAACAGACGGAAGGAGAUUGAAAACGAACGGAAGCGAGUAGAACAAGCCAAAGAAUCAUUCCAAAAUGAGAUAAAACAGUAUCAAGCUCGAAUACAGAUUGAAGAUGAGCAGCAAGAGACCAGAAAUGGAGAGUAAAACGCUUAAUUAUACACCAAUUAACUCACUUAAUUUCGUAAUUUUUAAAGAAAGUUAUACUUUUGAUCUCUUGGUGCUACACAUUACUUCCUCAAUUUCUAAUUACUAUGACCUGAAUAGCUUAUUAUUUACCAAAAAUGGAUAUGAGAUCCAGUGCUGCAUACAAUUUUAUGCAAUAUUAAUGAAUUAUUUGGAAGUGAUAAGUACAUUCUUUGAUAAUUCAUUGGAUGUAAUCCAUAAUCCAGAGAAAAAAUAAUAUUUUUGAUAUAAAUCUACAAUAGAAUCGAAUUUCAAGAAUUCUUUGAGUCACGUUUUCAUCUAUUUGGUUUAUUCAGCAAUUAAUUGAACUCUAUUAAUUCUCAGAAAUGUGUCAUGAAUCUAGCAAAAAAUUAAUUUGUCAUCUAAAUAGGAAUCUCAUGUCUUAAAACAAAAUUCUUAUUCCAAUGAAUAUCCCCCACAUGCCAAUAAGAUAGUCAAUCAAACAUCCAGAAUAGAACAAACUUAGAUAAUUAAAGAAUUUAUAAAUGUAUUAAACGAAUCGAAUAAUAAACAAACGACUUUGAUAAUUUUAA
This is a messenger RNA of Chironomus riparius, 1176 nucleotides long. Lineage: Eukaryota; Metazoa; Arthropoda; Insecta; Diptera; Chironomidae. The record is from the annotation of a GenBank genome assembly.